AUGGCUGCCCCCACCCUAUCCGCCAUGAUCGACCCGACAAAGCAAGCCGAAUACCCAAUUGUGCUGGGUGAGAGACUCGCCCAGGACCCGGACACCAGCCGGCUGGUCAACAUCAACUACAACUACAAGUCCAAGUCCGCCACACCACAGCAGCGCUCAACCAUCACCCACUCCCAAUCCUCUGACCUGUACGACCUCGCCGUCACCGAUAAGGCCCCGAACGCCGAUCACACCUUGGCCUACUCGUACAAAGGCAGCGAAGAUCCCUCCGCCGAACGAAGCCUGGUCCUGAUCUUCGACCCGGAACGGAAAGUCUUUGUCCUCGAGCCAGUCUCGACAUCCUUGAACUUUAACCUACGGUCGGCGCCCGGGAAGACCGAAAAGCAAGUCCGCGAACAAUACGAACAACUUCAAAUCAAGGAGGAAGAUGAGCCCGCAACCUCCAGCGAUGACCGCCACACAGGCAGUACCAGUGAAGACGAGGGUCCCGCCGACGACAGCAACCCGUACGAUUUCCGCCAUUUCCUCCCCAAGAACCGCAAGGAAGACGACAAGCCUACUUCCGGACAGACUACCCCAGAACCAAUUCCCAGCAGAGCACCUACACCUGUGAUGCCUGCUUCCCGACCUGCUCCGAAACCCGCGCCUCGGCCCAAGACACAAGCGAACCCGCUGCGACAGAAGAAGGCCCCGAAACCACAACCCAAGGCCGCUCCGAGACCUGAGCCUGCGAGGCAACCUGACCGGUCUGAACACGGACAUAAGGAUUCGCGUCCGUCGCCGUCGCCGUCGGUGUCUGAUGCAGGAACGGGGUCGCAGCAGACUGGGGCGCAAUCACCGGACUCAAACAUUAUUGUUGAUGGGGAUCUUAUUAUUGAUAUGGGCUCUCCGCCGCCACAACGGUCGUUCCAGGUCAAUCCUGCCUACUUUUCGUCUAAUAAUACUCCGGCCGAUGGAGAUGAACAAGAAGAUAUCGGGGAGUUCAGUCUGCCUUCUCCGGCUGGCAAUGAUGCACCGCCUAUAUCGUCUACUCAUACCGGCGCGGCUGCUCAAGAGGACGAGGUUGAAGAGGAUGAUGAUCUGGCGGCGGAGAUGGAGGCUGCUUUCGAGCAGAGUGCUCGCGAGGAGGAAGCCCGUCACCAAUAUGGUCAGCCACCAGCUAGACAGUAUGUUCCCAGUGACGAUGAGAGUGAAGUCAGUGAGGAAGAGUAA
Messenger RNA from Penicillium brevicompactum, 1212 nucleotides. RefSeq names its product ELL-associated factor. The coding region runs from base 1 to 1212 and encodes 403 amino acids. NCBI's taxonomy places the organism in Eukaryota, Fungi, Ascomycota, Eurotiomycetes, Eurotiales, Aspergillaceae. The transcript has a single exon. The record is from RefSeq and is a predicted model, not a curated record.